Molecule: messenger RNA, 5935 nt
Organism: Coturnix japonica (Japanese quail)
Lineage: Eukaryota; Metazoa; Chordata; Aves; Galliformes; Phasianidae
Source: RefSeq, a predicted model, not a curated record
CAGGUUUUCCUACCUGGACUAACAAGGAAUGCUUUGUAGCAGGCACUGAAUGAUGAGAGAUACAGCAGAUACAAUGUGCAUGGACGCUUGGCACCCUGCUAUGCUAUUCCCAUUUAGCAAACAGAGAUAAAGCAUCAAACAGGCUUUGCUUCUGCUGAGGCUCCAGAUGAUGCCAGAGAGGUGAGAGGAAAAAUGCUGUUGUCAGACAGCCUUGAAGCCCAAAGCAGGAUUUCUCUGCUUGUUUGCUGGAUGAUGGGACCGUCUGUAGCCAAGUGCCUGAUGCUGCUUUGAUGCAGAUUUAUUGAUAUCCCUGUUAAGAGGUCAAACAGACAUGAGCAAGCCAGGCGUUAAAUAGACACAGGCAGGCAAGGGAGCGCCUCACCCGCUCACAGAACCAAGAGGUUGGUUCUUUCAUGCUCAGAUUUGCAGGUAUUUCAUGUGUUGAAGGCAAAAUGUGGAACGUGUAUCAAAAAAGGUGAAGCUGUUGAUGGCAUUUAGGCUGGUCGUGUGAUCCUUGAUGGGUUCAGGAGCUUUCUGCCUCUUGGCAGUGCUUCCCUGCACCUCCCAGGUCAUUUCCUCAUGUUCUUUGCCAUCAGCUGUGUGUGAGGUUGCACUGAGCCAAAGAGCCAAAGCUGUUCUCCCCAUUCUGCUUCAAUCGAGGCAAAACUGAUAGGAAUCAAUAAUUAAAGAAAUAACAAUUAACUCAGGAGAGGCGGAUUGUGGAUCAAAAUUUUGUUACAUCCCAUCUGGAAACCAUCAUUACACACCACCAGGUCUGCGUGGCAUGAAUGUCACAACCUCUCUGAAGGUCUAUUUACAUCCCAUGAUGCUUUUCUAUUCCAAAAGUCAAUCAACGCUACCCAAAAAUACAUUUUAAGCUGGGAGCUACAGAGCUGCAGCCAAUGGGCAUCGAUAUGAUGUUUGCAGGAGCUGUUUCCUCCCGAGGCAGUCUGGGCUCCCGCACCCAUCAGCACCCACUGCAGCCCCACGCUGAGCACAGCCCCUCCAAUUUCUGAGUGCUUCUGGUGAGCCAGAGCUCUCACCACAAGGCAGGACCAUGCUGGAGGAUGAGGAUGGGCUGAGCGAGCGGGGACUCAGCAGCUCGAGGAGGAGAUACGAUGAUGAAGAAGAUUACCACUCCAUCUACAUCGGGGUGCCGGUGCCCCGGGGAUACCGGAGGAAGCGGCGUCGGCGGCGAUCCGCCUCCAGCCGGGACCGGACCAGCGAGAGCGAGCGGCACUACGAGCGGCAGGAGCGCUCCGACACCGACGACGGCGGCGGCCACGGCUGCUACGAGAGCGGCAAUGACAACGCCAGCAGGACCAUGUCACCGGCUGCCGAACGUCUCCGCUACAUCCUGGGUGAUGAUGAUGAGCCUCCCAACCCCACGCUCUUCACAGAGAUGGACACACUGCAGCACGACGGGGAGGAGAUGGAGUGGAAGGAGUCAGCCAGGUGGAUAAAGUUUGAAGAGAAGGUGGAAGAAGGUGGGGAGAGGUGGAGCAAACCCCACGUGUCCACGCUGUCUUUGCACAGCCUGUUUGAGCUGCGGACGUGUCUGCAGACAGGAACGGUGCUGCUGGACCUCGAUGGUUACUCUUUGCCCCAAAUCAUAGACGAUGUCAUUGAGAAGCAGAUAGAGGACGGUCUGCUCAAACCUGAGCUGAGGGAAAAGAUCAGCUAUGUGCUCCUCAGGAAGCACCGCCACCAGACCAAGAAGCCCAUCCACCGGUCCUUGGCCGACAUCGGCAAGUCGGUGUCCUCCAACACCAAUCGCAGCCCCGUUCGGAGCCCAGCUGCAGGUGCUGCCUUCCACCGCUCCACGGAGGACCUUCGGAUGCGGCAGAGCGCGAGCUAUGGCCGCCUGCGCCACGUGCAGAGCCGAAGCAUGAAUGAUAUCUCAGACACACCGAGCACCGACCAGCUGAAAAACAAGUUCAUCAAGAAGAUCCCCAAGGAUGCAGAGGCCUCCAACGUGCUGGUGGGAGAAGUGGAAUUCCUUGAGAAGCCCUUCGUAGCGUUUGUGAGGCUGCUCCAGGCGACGAUGCUGGGAGGGGUGACAGAGGUGCCCGUCCCCACCAGAUUCCUCUUUAUUCUCCUGGGCCCUGCAGGAAAAGCCAAAUCCUACAAUGAGAUCGGCAGAGCCAUCGCGACCCUCAUGGUGGAUGAUCUCUUCAGUGAUGUUGCUUACAAAGCCCGAGAUAGAGAAGACCUGAUCGCUGGCAUAGAUGAAUUUCUGGAUGAAGUCAUUGUUCUGCCACCUGGAGAGUGGGACCCCAAUAUUAGGAUUGAGCCACCCAAAAAAGUGCCCUCAGCUGAGAAAAGGAAAUCAGUUUUCUCUUUGAAUGAAGUGGGGCAGAUGAAUGGCACAGCUGGUGGGGCAGGUGCUGGGAGCGGAGGAGGAGGCAGCGAUGAUGGGGAGAUGCCUGAAGUGCAUGAAAUUGGGGAAGAGCUCGCAUGGACUGGCAGGUUUUGUGGUGGCCUCUAUUUGGAUAUCAAAAGGAAGCUGCCCUGGUUCCCAAGUGACUUCUAUGAAGGCUUUCAUAUCCAGUCCAUCUCUGCCAUCUUGUUCAUCUACCUGGGCUGCAUCACCAACGCCAUCACGUUCGGGGGUUUGCUUGGGGAUGCGACAGACAACUACCAGGGAGUCAUGGAGAGCUUCCUUGGCACAGCAAUGGCAGGUUCCAUGUUUUGCCUCUUUGCUGGGCAGCCGCUCAUCAUCCUCAGCAGCACUGGCCCCAUCCUCAUCUUUGAGAAGCUGCUCUUUGACUUCAGCAAAGGUAACGGCAUCGACUACAUGGAGUUCCGCCUCUGGAUCGGCUUGCACUCUGCCCUACAGUGCCUUAUCCUGGUGGCCACUGAUGCCAGCUUCAUUAUAAAGUACAUCACCCGCUUCACAGAGGAAGGCUUCUCCACCCUCAUCAGCUUCAUCUUCAUCUACGAUGCCAUCAAGAAGAUGAUAGGGGCCUUUAAGUACUAUCCCAUCAAUUCGGACUUCAAGCCGGACUAUGUGACCAUGUACAAAUGCGAGUGCAUUGCUCCUGACCCAGCCAACAUGACACUGUUCGAUGCUUCAGUUCCAGUAGCAGCAAACACCACUAACACAUCUCUGUACAAUGCUAUUAACCUCACAGCUCUGGAUUGGACUCAGCUGAGUAAGAAGGAGUGUCUCAAGUACGGUGGCAGCUUAGUGGGAAAAUCCUGUAAAUUCGUGCCCGAUUUGGCCCUCAUGUCCUUCAUCCUCUUCUUUGGGACCUACUCCAUGACGCUCACCUUGAAGAAGUUCAAAUUCAGCCGCUACUUCCCCACCAAGGUCAGGGCCUUCAUUGCUGAUUUUUCCAAUGUCUUCUCCAUCCUGCUGUUUUGUGGUGUGGAUGCCUGUUUCGGCCUGGACACCCCGAAGCUGCACAUCCCCAGUAUCAUCAAGCCCACGCGUGUGGACCGAGGGUGGUUUGUCUUUCCCUUUGGGAAGAACCCAUGGUGGGUGUACCUGGCCAGUGCGCUGCCUGCCCUGCUCGUCACCAUCCUCAUCUUCAUGGACCAGCAGAUCACAGCUGUCAUUGUCAACAGGAAGGAGCACAAGCUGCGGAAAGCAGCUGGCUACCACCUGGACCUCUUCUGGGUGGGCAUCCUCAUGGCAGUGUGCUCCUUCAUGGGGCUGCCCUGGUACGUGGCAGCCACCGUCAUCUCCAUCGCCCACAUCGACAGCUUGAAGAUGGAGACAGAGACCAGCGCCCCGGGGGAGCAGCCCCAGUUCCUGGGGGUCAGAGAGCAGAGGGUGACGGGCAUCAUCGUCUUCGUGCUCACAGGGAUUUCUGUCUUCCUGGCCCCAAUUCUGAAGUACAUCCCCAUGCCGGUGCUGUACGGGGUCUUCCUGUACAUGGGCGUUGCAUCUCUGAACGGCAUCCAGUUCUGGGACCGCUGCAAGCUCUUCCUCAUGCCAGCCAAGCACCAGCCCGACUACGUCUUCCUGCGGCAUGUUCCGCUGCGCCGCAUCCACCUCUUCACGCUGGUGCAGAUCAUCUGCCUGGCUGUGCUUUGGAUCCUCAAAUCCACCGUGGCUGCCAUCAUCUUCCCUGUCAUGAUUUUAGCCCUGAUCCUGGUGCGGCGGCUGCUGGACUUUGUCUUCUCCCAGCAUGACCUGGCCUGGAUUGACAACAUCAUCCCCGAGAAGGAGAAGAAGAAGGAAGAUGACAAGAAGAAGAAGAAAAAGGGCAACAAAGGGGACAGCAGCAGUGAUGAGGAGGAAAGAGGUCCUCCACCUGGAGCUUUGCGUUCUGACUCCUCCCCAAAUGGUUCCGACAUGGAUCGCAGCAUUACACUCCACCUGAAGAUUUCAUGCCCAUCAUCUCCUGCAUUUAAUUACUCCAGAAGCCCCAUCUGUGCUGUGCCCCAGGUGAAGAUAGAGAUGGAGUCAGACUAUGAGGACACUGACACCGAAAAGCCACCGCGGGACAUGGGCAGUGAGACCACGCUAUAGUUUUCCUGCAGUACUUCCUCUAAUUUAUAUAUAUAUAUAGAUAUUUAUAUAUUCAUAUAUAUAUAUAAAGCAAAUUGGACAUAUUUUUCUACAUGAGACUGAGGGGAGCUGCUGCUCCCAUAGAUCUUAGCGCUGUCACAUUUCCUCCCUUUCUGCUGGGCGAAGGCAUCGGCGCUGAUGGCAAAACUGGGCUCAAAAUGUGGAAAUGGGCAUUUUUGGCCUCUGAACCACUGCUGGACUGGAAAAGCCAAAGGUGGAUGGGGGUGGUGAUGAGGAAUGUCCCAGCCAUCCCAUCAGGGUCCUUCUGCUGCAGCAGGAGGGGUUCUCCUGCCCAUGGGGGCUCAGCACUGAGGCAUAGCAGGAGAUGAGGAUGCAUUGGAGGCUGAGGACUGGCUGGAGGAGGGAAGGCUCAGGAGCUGGAGCAUCUGAGAUGGGUGUGUGCAUGGGAGCAGCAGUAGGGAACGGAGCUUAAUCACUGCUGCAGAGAACUGGGAAUAGUUUCCAUAAGGAAUUGAGCAGCAGAGCUGAGCAUGGCCAUGCCUGACCCCAUCUCACUGCACCCAGCCAGGACCUGGCGUGCCAGGCCCUUCCUGCACCCUCUCCUUGCCCCAUGCACACCACCAAGGAGCCUCCCAGCUCCUGGACAAGGGAGUGUGCACCUCUAAGCUCCUCCACCCCCAUGUGGUUUAACAGCAAAUAUCUCCCCACGUAACCCCAGGAUGAGGCUUUUUUUUCUGGCUCUAUUUUAAGGCUGCAAAAAGCCCUCUCUCUUCCCAUCCCCUGGCAGAAACAGCCUACCUGGUAUUGAUAGGAGCUCUGUGCUCGUGCCAGCCAGCAGUUCCUGGGGCACUGACUAAAUAUUGCAUCUGGUCUGAACCUCUGCGUGGGACAGCCCAGUCCUUUGUAAAUAGCCAAGUCAAACCAGAAGGACUUGAAUGCAGUUUCCUGUUUAUAGCAGUUAUUUUUCUGGUUCAAGAGCACUUAUGGGACCAUGGUGAGCUUAAUAAGACAACAUUACUCCGGUCACCACUUUAGCUUGACGUUAACAUUAAGAGCUAUUUCAGCUUGGGUGCAUUGUGUCUGUUUUGUAGUAUUUUUGUACCAGUCUCACGUGUGGUAGCUGAAGCAUGGCACAGGUAGGUUUUCUGCUUGUAAUCACUCCACCACAGUUAAUUUGCUUUAUCCACUAUGUCAGCUCUUUAUUACACAGCAGCCCUGGAAAGGCUUCGUGGGCUCUGGGGGCUGUUCCAUAGGGCACAGCUGAAGCCUCAGCUCAGACCCUUCUAGAGCACAGCUUGUUUCAAUUUAUCCAUUUUGCAAGUCUCACACAUGGUUUAUACUUUUUGUAUAUGAAAUACUGGAGCGUCACAGAUUUGCCAGCCCUGUUACAGCACUACUAUUAGCCAUUUUGUAUUUACCAGUGAUACAAUCCAAUAAAUCUCACUUAAAAUCUCA